GACUUGUUUGUUUGGUUCGUUAGAUAAAUUUGAUCAGUUAGACUAGCCAAAGAACAGUGCUUGAGAGGAAAUCAUCGACUAGCACUCCCUCCUAGUAAUUUAUAAAACGCUCUUACAUUAGUUUACAGAGGGAGUGGAAUAAAUUCGACUUUCAUAUAAUAUCUUAAUAGAAUUCCAUGUAAUGAUCAAUGCAUUUUUUUGAUUCUAUGUUAUCCGCAUGUAAUAUGGCAACACCUUGUAUAGGAAUGAAACAUGCCCAGACAUCUUUCCCUUUUUUAGAUCCCACCAACACCAUUGAACACUACUAAUAUAGCGUUUCCAUGUCCUAAUCCCAUGUACCCAUCACUUAUCUUAUCUUCCUAAUAUAGUACGUAGAAAAUGAGAUCUCCCACACGAACGGCGAUCUUGGGCUGCGUCAGCCGACCAGUGUUUUCCGCCGGCUGGCCGGAAGCAAAGCACGUAAAGAAACCAGCGCCUGCAUGCAUGUCAACUUAAGUGACUUUUGUAAGAUGGCAUGUAGCAGCACGUCGCAAUCACCUGACAUGUACAGCCAUAUGCGCUCAUAUCAUACAAUUGCUUGAUCAAUUCCUACAAGAAUUUUUCACACGGCACGCAUAACACUUCCGUUCCUCAGUUGGUAUCUUGCUUGCUCAUGGGAGGGCUGGAGAAGGGGGGAGGAGAAGGUCCCCGGGCUGCAGGGCUCGUGAGCGACGGCGGCGGCGAUCGCCCACGUUUCUUCGUGGGCGGCGGCGGAGGGGAGGGGUCUCUCCGGCCGGUUGAGCUCGACCUCAUCGGCACGGUCGGUGCAGAGUCACCUUUGCUGGCCGCACCGGCGGCCGAGCAGGAGCCGCGGCAGCUGUUCCGGUGCCACUACUGCCGGCGGGAUUUCUACAGCUCGCAGGCGCUCGGUGGGCACCAGAACGCGCACAAACGUGAGCGCACGAUCGCUAGGCGGCACGCCGGCGUGCCAGCGCCGCUCGGACAGCACGGCUACGCCUUCGCCGUCCAUGGCGGGCUGAGCGAGCUUCCGAGGUGGUUGUACGCAUUCAACGUCCAGACGACGGUGGUGGUGGCGUCCGGCGAGGGCGAAGGCUGGCGGCGGCGGAGCGACGGAAGUGUCGGCCACUGUGGUGAUGGAGAUCAAGAGCUGCCGAAGCUUGACCUGACGCUAAAGCUGUAAUCGUAGUACUGCCCGUGGAUCAAAUACUUAGAGUAUGUGUGUAAAUAGUUUUGUUGCAAAAAAGAUGCAUGCGAUGAGAAUAAGCGACACAUGGUAGAUAUAGUAAUUUUAGAACAUUUGAGAGGUCUUGUGAAUACACUGACAUUAUUGCGCGGAUAAAAACUACAAAUAUUAGCUUUGGAGUCGGUCCUCAUA
Hordeum vulgare subsp. vulgare (domesticated barley) is the source of this 1375-nucleotide messenger RNA. RefSeq lists its product as uncharacterized. Gene Ontology annotation, biological process: negative regulation of abscisic acid-activated signaling pathway. The transcript has a single exon. The record is from RefSeq and is a predicted model, not a curated record. NCBI's taxonomy places the organism in Eukaryota, Viridiplantae, Streptophyta, Magnoliopsida, Poales, Poaceae. Bases 653 to 1180 code for a protein of 175 amino acids.